AUGAAUGAAAAAGAAAUGAAGGAAAUGAUAGCUAAUAUCAAUAAAAACGUGGACGAUGAGUACAGCAUGCAAUACAGUGCCAGGGGCUCCCAGUCCUACUACACAGUGGCCCACGCCAUCUCUGAGAGGGUGAAGAAACAGUCGGCCCUCCUCAUCAAUGGGACCCUGAAGCAUUAUCAGCUCCAGGGCCUGGAAUGGAUGGUUUCUCUGUAUAAUAACAAUUUGAACAGAAUCUUCACUGAUGAAAUGGGGCUGGGAAAGACCAUACAGACCAUUGCACUCAUCACUUAUCUGAUGGAGCACAAAAGACUCAAUGGCCCCUAUCUCAUCAUUGUUCCCCCUUUUGACUCUAACUGGACGUAUGAAUUUGACAAAUGGGUUCCUUCUGUGGUGAAAAUUUCUUACAAGGGCACCCUUGCCAUGCGUCACUCCUCCCUCGUCCCCAAGUUAUGGAGUGGCAAAUUCAAUGUCCUCCUGACUACUUAUGAGUACAUUAAAGACAAGCACAUUCUUGAAAAGACUCGCUGGAAAUACAUGAUAGUGGACGAAGGCCACCGAAUAAAGAAUCACCACUGCAAGCUGACUCAGGUCCUGAACACUCACUACGUGGCCCCCAGAAGGAUCCUCUUGACCGGGAUCCCCCUGCAGAAUAAGUCCCCGGAACUCUGGGCCCUCCUCAACUUCCUCCUUCCUACAAUUUUUAAGAGCUGCGGCACGUUUGAGAAGUGGUUUAAUGCUCCAUUUGCCAAGACUGGAGAGAGGGUGGACUUAAAUGAAGAAGAAACUAUAUUGAUCAUCAGGCAUCUGCAUAAGGUGUUGAGACCAUUUUUACUGAGGAGACUGAAGAAAGAAAUUGAAUCCCAGCUUCCAGAAAAAGUUGAAUAUGUGAUCAAGUGUGGCAUGUCAGCUCUGCAGAAGAUUUUGUAUCGCCAUAUGCAAGCCAAAGUCCUCCUCGCAGAUGGUUCGGAGAAAGGUAAGAAGGGGAAAGGAGGUGCUAAGACACUUAUGAACACUAUCAUGCAGUUGAGAAAAAUCUGCAAUCACCCAUAUGUGUUUCAGCACAUUGAAGAAUCCUUUCCUGAACACCUGGGCUAUUCAAAUGGGGUCAUCAAUGGGGCUGAGCUGUAUCAGGCCUCAUGAAAGUUUGAGCUACUUGAUCUUAUCCUACCAAAACUGAGAGCGACUAAUCACCGCAUCCUGCUUUUCUGCUAGCUGACGUCUCUCAUGACCAUCAUGGAGGAUUACUUUGCUUUUCGGAACUUCCUUUACUUGCGCCUUGAUGGUACCACCAAUUCUUAAGAUCAUGCUGCUUUGCUGAAGAAAUUCAACGAACCUCUGUCCCAGUAUUUCAUUUUCUUGCUGAGCACAAGAGCUGGAGGCUUGGGCUUAAAUCUCCAGGCAGCUGAUAUCAUGGUCAUUUUUGACAGCGACUGGAAUCCUCAUCAGGACCUGCAAGCACAAGACCGCACUCAGCGCAUCGGCCAGCAGAACGACGUCCGCGUGCUGAGACUCUUCACCGUGAAUAGUGUGGAGGAAAAGAUCCUCGCAGCCGCAAAGUACAAGCUGAAUGUGGAUCAGAAAGUGAUCCGGGCAGGCAUGUUUUAUCAGAAGUCUUCAAGCCACGAGCGGAGGGCAUUCCGGCAAGCCGUACUGAAGCACGGAGAGGAAAAUGAGGAAGAAGAUGAAGUACCCGACGAUGAGACUCUGAACCAAAUGAUCGCUCGACGAGACGAGGAAUUUGGUCUUUUUAUGUGCAUGGACAUGGACCAGCGGAGGGAGGAUGUCAGGAACCCAAAACAAAAGCCCCGCUUGAUGGAGGAAGAUGAGCUGCCCUCCUGGAUUAUUAAAGAUGACGCGAUGGAACGGCUGAUGUGUGAAGAAGAGGAGGAGAAGAUCUUCGGGAGGGGGUCUCGCCAGCGCCAGGACCUGGACUACAGCGACACCCUCCCAGAGAAGCAGUGGCUUAGGGCCACUGAAGACGGCAAUUUGGAAGAAAUGGAAGAGGAAGUAUGGCUUAAGAAGAGAAAAAGACGAAGAAAUGUGGAUAAAGAUCCUGUAGAAGUUGUGGAAAAGGCCAAGAAGAGGAGAGGUCGCCCUCCAGCUGAGAAACUGUCGCCGAAUCCUCCUAAACUGACAAAGCAGAUGAACACUAUCAUUGAUACUGUGACAAACUACAAAGACAGGUGUAACGUGGAGAAGGUGCCCAGUAAUUCUCAGGUGGAAAUAGAAGGAAACAGCUCGGGGUGACAGCUCAGUGAAGUCUUCAUUCAGUUACCUUCAAGAAAAGAAUUACCAGAACACUAUGAAUUAAUUAG
Messenger RNA from Kogia breviceps (pygmy sperm whale), 2315 nucleotides. NCBI's taxonomy places the organism in Eukaryota, Metazoa, Chordata, Mammalia, Artiodactyla, Physeteridae. The record is from RefSeq and is a predicted model, not a curated record.